AUGGAAUACCCAGGAUCUCCCGAGCCCCCAGCGAAAAGGAGACGCUUCUUCGCCACCGAGGAAGAUGCUUUGAGCCACCAAUCCAGCCCGGUGCUCCCCACCCCGCCUACGCACCCCAAGCAGCGCUUCUUCCAGGAUGCCGAUGAGGAGUCUACCCAAAUAGAAAGCGAAGAGGCCCAGCCCCCUUCGUCGCCUACGAAACCCCGCGGCCCUCUCGUCGAGCAACCGGUCGAAGAUGCCUCCAACCGCUCUGCCCCUCCCGCGGAGAUCCAGCGCGAAGAGUCCGCCAUGACGUUCGAUCAGGAGACCUUUGAGAGCUUCAUUGGAGGCAAGAUCACGGCAGAGGUGUUGGAAGUGAUCCAGGACAGUUGUGGGAACAACCUUGAGCGCGCAGUCAACAUGUAUUUCGAUGGCACAUGGAAGAACUUCAAGAAGAAACCUUCCUCUCUGGAUGCCUUUACUGGGCCUUCCCCUUCUACCGCCAACCCGCCGGUUGAAGAUUCGUCGAUGGAGGACCUCCCGAAGCCCGACAUCCGACGUACGAUGCCCGAAGCCCGAUACAUCGGCUCGCUUGGCGUUGAAGGCUGGGCGACCCGCAGCGGUACAAAUCUGCUCAAACAUGGAGACGUGGUGAGGAUCGAGCGGCAAAAGACGAAAUUUGGUGUCACGACUGUUGCUCCUCGCGGGGCAUCCGCCGCUUCGAGACGAGUUGAUGUGAUGGUGCGGUUCACAACUGGCAGCGGGUCCGAGAUUGGCAGGUUGGCCAAGGAGACGGCCGAAUGGGUCUCGACGUUGAUAGACCAGAAAAUCUGCAAGUUUGAGGGCGUAUGCGUCUAUGCUCCAGAGCGGUUACGGACCAACGACACCGUCUUCAUUCAGCUGAAGUGCUUCCUAUUGGCCUCGGCUUUUCAUCGACCCGGGUUCGCCCACUCCGACAACAGGGCUACUGGGUUCUUCGAGGAGAAGGAGUCAUCGGAAGAGAAGGAGCUACGUCUUCGACAGAUCGCAUUGGUAAAGUUACUGCAGGAGGUCAACCUUGAACCAACCCGGGCGAAUCCGACCGCUGGUAAAAGCCAACGACAAGGGCUGCUCCAAGCCGCAGAGAUGGAGGACAACAAGGAAAAGGAUGCGUCCAAGCCAGCUGUCAAAGAACCUGGGUCUUCACCUCCUUCAGACGAACAAGAAGAUGGAGAAGAGCUGGAGCAGGACCAGCUAGAUGCGUUGUACCGCAAAGCCCAGUCUUUUGACUUCAACACACCGGAGGCAGAGCCUGCGGACACCUUCGCCAUGAACCUGAGGCCAUACCAGAAGCAAGCAUUGCACUGGAUGAUGACAAAGGAGAAGGACCAGAAGAGUAAUAGAGAGCCGAGCAUGCACCCCUUGUGGGAGGAGUACGCCUGGCCUCUCAAGGAUACAGACGAAAAGGAGCUUCCCCAGGUCCAAGAUCAGCAACACUUUUACGUCAACCCGUACUCGGGAGAUUUGUCACUAGAUUUCCCCGUCCAGGAACAGAACUGCCUGGGUGGUAUCUUGGCCGACGAGAUGGGUCUCGGCAAGACCAUCCAGAUGCUCAGCUUGGUCCACUCUCACCGAUCUGACAUUGCCCAGCUGGCCAAGGCGAAUGGCAGCGCCCCCACAUCUGUCAACGAACUCCCAAGGCUCGCUUCCAACUCAUCAAGUGUGCUGUCUGCACCAUGUACGACACUGGUUGUGGCACCCAUGUCGUUGCUGUCCCAGUGGCAAAGUGAGGCAGAGAAGGCCUCGAAAGAAGGCACCCUCAAGGCCAUGGUGUAUUAUGGCAAUGAGAAGGCCAGCAACCUCCAGGCCAUGUGCUGCACCGCAAGCGCGGCGUCCGCUCCCGAUGUGGUAAUUACAAGUUACGGUGUGGUAUUGUCCGAGUUCAACCAAGUCGCCUCUAAGAAGAUGGAAAAGUCUGCUCACACCGGCAUCUUUUCCCUGAACUUCUUCCGCGUGAUCCUCGACGAAGCCCAUCAUAUCAAGAAUCGAGGUUCGAAGACGGCCAAAGCGUGCUACGAACUAUCUGCCCAACACCGAUGGGUGCUGACCGGAACGCCAAUCGUCAACAAAUUGGAGGAUCUGUUCAGUCUGGUCCGAUUCCUACGCGUGGAGCCUUGGAACAACUUCUCGUUCUGGAAGACCUUCAUCACAGUCCCCUUCGAGUCCAAGGACUUCAUGCGGGCGCUUGACGUCGUGCAAACGCCCCUGGUUCUCAGACGUACCAAGGACAUGAAGACGCCUGAUGGUGAACCCUUGGUCCCACUGCCUCCGAAGCACAUUGAGAUUGUCGACGUAGAGCUGAGUCAAACAGAACGCGAGAUUUACGACUACAUCUUCACGAGAGCAAAGCAAUCAUUCCGGGAGAACGUGGAAGCGGGCACGGUCAUGAAAGCAUUCACUAGCAUCUUUGCCCAUAUCUUGCGCCUUCGUCAAUCCUGUUGCCACCCUAUUCUGGUGAGAAACAAGGAGCUCGUCGCCGACGAGGUGGAAGCCGGAGCGGCGGCGGACUUGGCAGCAGGCCUUGCGGACGACAUGGACUUGGGCUCUCUCAUUGAGCACUUCACAGCCGCGGUGUCGGAGUCGGAGUCCAGCACGGCCGCAUUCGGGGCACACAUCCUUGGCCAGAUUCGUGACGAGGCCGAAGACGAGUGCCCGAUCUGCGCCGAAGAGCCAAUGGUGGAGCAGACGGUGACUGGAUGCUGGCACUCGGCGUGCAAAAAAUGUCUCUUGGACUACAUGAAGCACCAGACAGACCGCCACAAGGUGCCGACUUGUCCCAACUGCCGCGCGGAAAUCAACUACCGGGACCUCUUUGAGGUUGUUCGGCACGAUGAUGACCCGGACAUGUUCCAGAAGCCCAAGAUCAGCCUGCAGCGCCUGGGCAUCAACAACUCAUCGGCCAAGGUUGUGGCACUCAUCAAGGCGCUGCGCGGGCUGAGAAAGGAGCAGCCGCGGGUCAAAUCGGUCGUCUUCAGCCAGUUCACGUCGUUCUUGUCGCUUAUCGAGCCAGCCCUGACGCGGGCCAAUAUUAAGUUUCUGCGCCUCGACGGUUCCAUGGCGCAAAAGGCACGCGCGGCGGUCUUGAACGAGUUCCAGGAGUCCCAGACGUUCACCGUGCUGCUCCUUAGUCUCCGUGCCGGAGGUGUCGGGCUGAACUUGACGUCGGCGAAGCGGGUUUUCAUGAUGGACCCCUGGUGGAGUUUCGCAGUUGAGGCGCAAGCGAUCGAUCGGGUGCACCGAAUGGGGCAGGACGAAGAGGUCAAGGUGUAUCGCUUCAUCGUCAAGGAGAGCGUGGAGGAGAGGAUGCUCCGGGUCCAGGACCGGAAGAAGUUUAUUGCUACGUCUCUGGGCAUGAUGAGUGAUGAAGAGAAGAAACUCCAGCGGAUCGAGGACAUCAAGGAGCUGCUCAGCUAA
This is a messenger RNA of Colletotrichum navitas, 3432 nucleotides long. Its product is annotated as SNF2 family domain-containing protein. Gene Ontology annotation, cellular component: nucleus. Gene Ontology annotation, biological process: DNA repair. The record is from RefSeq and is a predicted model, not a curated record. The transcript is spliced from 5 exons. Gene Ontology annotation, molecular function: zinc ion binding; ATP-dependent chromatin remodeler activity; hydrolase activity, acting on acid anhydrides, in phosphorus-containing anhydrides. Bases 1 to 3432 code for a protein of 1143 amino acids. Lineage: Eukaryota; Fungi; Ascomycota; Sordariomycetes; Glomerellales; Glomerellaceae.